CAAGGGCGUUUUCUGGACCGUUUCAAACCUCUCAGCAGCCUCGUAACAUCUAUUUUAUUUUGCGUGUAGAGUUGAGACCUCACAGUUGAACAAAAUGCUACACAAAAGUGUGUUUCUCUUGUUCGUCGCCCUGGCCGCAUCUGCCUAUGACAUGGACCAAGAAGGAAGCUCGUCCAGAAGAGCGCGUUUUUCAUCCAACAGUCCAUCUGAUGUAGCUCGCUGUCUCAAUGGUGCUCUGCAAGUGGGGUGCGGCACCUUUGCUUGUCUGGAGAACUCUACCUGUGAUACGGACGGCAUGCAUGAAAUUUGCAACAACUUUUUUAGUGCUGCUGCUGUUUUUAACACACAGGGUAAGACUUUUGUGAAGGAAAGCCUGAAGUGUAUGGCUAAUGGCAUCACUUCCAAGGUCUUCCAGUCCAUCCGCCACUGUCCAUCAUUCCAAAAGAUGAUUGCUGAAGUGCAAGAGGAUUGCUACAGCAAGCUGGACAUCUGCAAGGUGGCUCGCACCAACCCAGACGCCAUCGGAGAGGUGGUCCAGGUGCCCAUGCAUUUCCCUAACAGGUAUUACAGCACUCUCCUGCAAAGCUUAAUGGAGUGCGACGAGGACACCGUGGCGACUGUGCGCGCCGGCCUGAUGUCCCGCCUCGGCCCCGACAUGUACAUCCUCUUCCAGCUGCUGCAGACCAAGUCCUGCCCCUCCGACGUGUCCGCCGGCGGCCACGCAGGCAUGGAAGGGCGUGGAGGCUACCGCUGGGCCAUGGCCCCCAUGUUCAAGAUCCAGCCCAGCCUGCGCACCCGCGACCCCACUCACCUGUUCGCCAAGAAGCGCUCCAUCGAGGAGAGUCCCUAACUCUGAGGAAGGCGUUGUGAUGGCAUAGGCCUCCAUAAGAUGCAUACAUACAUGAGGUCACCUCCCACACACACACACACACACACACACACACACACACACACACACACACACACACACAAACAUACAGACACCACACAUUCUCAGAAUGCAGUUUCUCACUUUUGUCAUUAUGCACACUUCUGCUGCAGUCUUCCCAUUUACAAAAACAAUCAAGUAAUGUAUUAAUGCAGCCUUCAAGCACAGAUGAACAAGAUUACUAUCUCAAAUAUAGCAUCUAAAUCUGCAGAACAUCUGAAGAAUAUAGUAAUGUGAAGCUACAUCAACAUAGAGCACUUUACUGCAUUAAGUGGAUGCAUUCAUUUGUGUUUGAUUCCCCCACAGUAAGCCAUUACUGUUGGAUUUACUUAGAAACUGAUCUAAGGCUAACCCCAUGUUAAACAACCAAGAACAUAUUUAAAUGCGCUUAUGGUAUUCUAUUGAUAUUUAUUUUCUUACCAAAUGUAAUUUAUGCCAUAAUAUUAUAUUUUAUUGUUGUUGGCACAACUGUAUCUUUGCAGUGGAACUAUAGAAUUGAGGAGCAUCACAACAAUGUCAAAAGCAAGGAUGUGCAAUUCCAUGCUGGUCAUGGGUUUUAUGCAUGUUGAGAGUUGUCACUGCUCAGAAUUUCCACUCCCUAUCUUUGGGCAAUAUUACUUAACAUUUUGGUGGAUGGGUUUUUUUCUUUGAUAGAAUCUAACCAUGAUUUAUUGUCAACAAGAAAAAUGAUGAUUGAAGAGCGGAAUUGUUCUGUUCUUUUUUUUCUUGUUCACUGUAAAGUGUCUAUUUCACUUAAAGUGGGACAACUGC
Molecule: messenger RNA, 1699 nt
Organism: Alosa sapidissima (American shad)
Lineage: Eukaryota; Metazoa; Chordata; Actinopteri; Clupeiformes; Clupeidae
Gene: stc1l
Product: stanniocalcin 1, like
Exons: 4
Coding region: 95-850 (251 amino acids)
Biological process (GO): intracellular calcium ion homeostasis
Cellular component (GO): extracellular region
Molecular function (GO): hormone activity
Source: RefSeq, a predicted model, not a curated record